CUUUAUGACAUUUUCUAUUACAGGCUAUUAGUCGGGGCUCCUUUAGCUCACACGGAUCAACCAGAUGUGGAAAGAGGUGGUGCUGUCUAUAAGUGCAAUGUCGACAGUGCCGAUGCCUGUCAACAGAUUGCUUUCGAUAGAUCAGGUUCGGGUCAGAUAUUACUAAACGGCGAAAAUAAACAAACAGAUGAGAAAUCAAACCAAUGGUUUGGCGCCACCAUUCAUAGCGCUGGUGAAAAUGGAAUGAUCGUGGCAUGUGCGCCCCGUUAUGUAUAUUAUUCAACCACAUUGAAAAGGAGGGACCCCGUGGGCACCUGUUGGAUAUCCAGGGGAUCUUUUACAGGCUUUUUUGAAUAUUCUCCAUGCCGUACACAGGCCUGGGGUUAUCAUCGACAGGGCUCAUGUCAGGCCGGAUUGCAUCUAUACAUUGGAGCACCGGGCAGUUGGUACUGGCAGGGACAGGCAUUUUCGCAGGAUUUACAGGAAUCGCAGUCACUAUUCAGCACCAGAGAGUCCCCGGCUUAUGAUGACGACAGCUUUCUCGGUUAUUCAACAACUGUUGGUGAGUUCACGGGUGACAAAGACUUCGAUGUCGCCAUUGGAAUGCCUAAAGGAAGUAAUCUAACGGGAAAGGUUAUUCUGUACACAUCAACGCUCAAGAAUAUUUAUAACAUAACCGGAGACCAAAUGGGGGCAUACUUUGGCUAUAGUCUCGCUACGGCUGAUAUCGAUGGCGAUGGACUCGACGACGUGGUGAUCGGCGCUCCACUGUAUUCGCCACCAAAUGCUAAGGAUCUGAGUUAUGAAAAGGGAAGAAUUUAUAUCGCAUACCAGACCAGAGAGCAUCGAUUUAUUAUCAAAGAUGACGACCACAUCGAUGGUCUCAAAUCGAAAGCCAGGUUUGGUAUGUCUUUGGCCUCUCUGUCGGACAUUAAUAAGGAUGGCUUCGACGACAUCGCUGUUGGCGCGCCAUAUGACGGGGAAAAGGGAACGGGAGCUGUUUAUAUAUACUUGGGGUCGAGGAAGGGCUUACAACCCAAGUAUUCGCAAGUGAUUUACGCGGAAAAUAUCAACGAUCCCGGACUCAAGACAUUUGGCUUCUCGUUGUCGGGCGGACUGGAUCUCGACAACAAUCAAUAUCCAGACCUAUUGGUGGGCGCGUAUGCCUCAGACAGAGCCAUAUUCCUGAGGGCCCGACCCGUUGUCAAUGUGACGGCGAGUCUAAGUUUAGCCAAACAGAGCGUCGGCUUAGAAGACAAGGAUUGCAGUUUAGCUGACGGCUCACGAGUGCCCUGUCUUAGCAUCAAAUUGUGUCUUAAAUAUGACGGAUUGGGAGUUGAAAACCAAUUGGAUUUUGUUUAUGAGACCAAAUUGGACGCCGCGUCCCGUCGAGCGCCGCGAAUAUUCUUUCUCCACAAAGAAAGGGAAAACGAGGAGAAGAUCCGGGUUCAGCUCAACAAAGGCUCCAACUAUUGCACCAGUCGUCAGGCAUAUCUCGCUAGUAAUCUUCGGGAUAAAUUGACACCAAUUAAAGUGAAUGUGGAGUACAGUCUUAAUGAGAUGCCGAUGGAGAGGACACUGAAGCCGGUGCUCAAUCAGGCCGUCACCAGUCUAUUGACGCAACAGAUAAACAUCAGAAAGAAUUGCGGAAAAGACAACAUUUGUGUCCCAAACCUCGUCCUCUCUGUCCGACCACUAGUUUUAAUGGUUAGUCCCGUUCCCAUGAAUCAAAUGUCUAGAAUUCUGUUAUGGGGUUUGUUAUGGGUCUCAAAAGAGACACCAAAUUAUGCAAACAAUCGUUCUGGUGAUGAAUACAUAGUUGGCAGCAGAAAGAGGAUUGAAUUGGUUAUAACAGUCGUUAAUAAAGGAGAGGAUGCCUUCGAGUCGAUGCUCUAUUUAUUCAUGCCUACAGAUGUUAACUAUGUCAACAUAAACAAGACUAAAAAUAGUGACGUCGGCUGUUACGGCGCCCAACCAGACCGGACAGGUAUUAAUAACUUGGAGUGUGACAUUGGAAACCCAUUGACUGGCGGAUCUAAGUUGGAAUUCACAAUAAUUAUGGAGCCGUCGAAGCAGAUAUCGGCCACAUCUCCAGACUAUACGUUCAUAAUUGAAGUGAACAGUACUAACCCGGAACGAGCCACAGAUACCGAUGAUAACAGAGCUAUUCUGGGAAUACCGCUUAGGGUUGAAGUCAAUCUAACCAUUUACGGGUCGGAACAACGCUUUUAUUAUAUUAUCACACCAUUUGCACAACACGCCAAUCAAAACCACAAAACAUUGGUUUCAGAUCCAGACGUGUUGUCAUUCAACGCUACGGCAGAGACUUUUGUGACACCGAAACAAGUAUUAGAAGACAUUGGACGCGAGAUAAGCCAUUCAUAUACAAUACAAAACAGAGGGCCCUCGACCAUCAAAAGGGCUGACGUGACCAUUCUGUGGCCGACACGGGAUUUGAGGGGCAAUUACUUAUUAUAUCUGGUCGACCAGCCCAUCUCGUGCGGAACAACUAAUUGCACGAAAAUCAUAUGCACUGUCUAUGAGUUGGAUACAAACGAUACGGUAUUAUUCACAAUACGGUCCCGUUUUUGGAAGGAGAACAUAGAGCUCAUCAAUUUGGAGGAGUUCCAGAUCUCAUCCAAAUUAGUGGCUUUAGUCACAUCAUUGCCGUACGACGUCGAUCACAGCCUACUACUGCCAUACGUACAGACCGUCUCCACCAAAAUCUAUGUCACCGGACUUGACAGGACCGAACCCAUUCCACUCUGGAUUAUCAUAUUAGCCAUAGUCAUCGGUUUACUCAUUUUGGGCGGACUGGCCCUCGCACUCUGGAAGUUAGGCUUCUUUAAGCGCAAACGUCCGCCGAGUGAUAGCGCCGACAGAGAACCGCUUCAGUCCCGCAACGGCUAUCACUACCGCAAAGGCGACACUUCCUUA
Molecule: messenger RNA, 2937 nt
Organism: Oppiella nova
Lineage: Eukaryota; Metazoa; Arthropoda; Arachnida; Sarcoptiformes; Oppiidae
Source: the annotation of a GenBank genome assembly